GCGGUGGCAGCGGAGAUAGCACGGGCCGCCUCUUCAUGGGGCUUCUUCCAGCUGGUCAACCACGGCAGCGAUGUGGCGGUGCUGCAGCGCAUGACCAGGGCAAUGCACAGCUUCUUCGACCUGCCGCUUGAGACCAAACUGCAGGCCAAGAGGACUGAAGGCAAUGCAAUGGGCUAUGCGCAUGAUGAGCUGACCAAGCAGUCGCUGGACCUGAAGGAGGUGUUUGAUUGUGGCAGGGUGCCGCACCCCGAGCUGCCCGAUGACCACCCAGACAACCGAACCAUCGAGGGUCACAACCAGUGGCCGCCGGGGCAGCCCGAGUUUCGGGCUGCUGUGAUGGCAUACUUUGCUGAGGUGGAGCGCUGUUCUUUCCGCCUGCUGGAGGCGUUCUGUGAGGGGCUAGGCAUGGAGCAAACCGCGCUGCACCACCUGUUCCAGGGCCAGCACACCGGCUUCCUGCGGCUCAACUACUACCCAGAGCAGCACCCGCUGGCGCAGCAGGCCCAGCAGCAGCAGCGGGCAGGAGAUGAGGAGCUGCUCGGCGUGCACCACCACACAGCAGACGCGGGCUUCCUGACCGUCCUGGUGCAAGACGAUGUGCCGGGGCUGCAAGUACAGGCAGCAGACGGCAGGUGGCAGCUGGUGCAGCCCAUUCCUGGCGCGCUGACGAUAAACGUGGGAGAUCAGUGCCAGGUGCUGUCCAAUGAUCGCUUCAAGGCGCCUCUGCACCGAGUGCUGGCAUCGCGGGGGCGCCGCCGCUACUCCGCCCCCUUCUUCUUCAACCCGCGCCCCGAUGCAGACAUCGCGCCCCUGCCCCAGGCAUGUGUGGCCCACCACCCGCCCAUGUACCGCCCCAUCAACUGGGGAGACUUCCGCGCCAAGCGC
Chlorella variabilis is the source of this 885-nucleotide messenger RNA. RefSeq lists its product as hypothetical. Gene Ontology annotation, molecular function: dioxygenase activity. The record is from RefSeq and is a predicted model, not a curated record. The annotation marks the transcript as partial. NCBI's taxonomy places the organism in Eukaryota, Viridiplantae, Chlorophyta, Trebouxiophyceae, Chlorellales, Chlorellaceae. The transcript has 8 exons.